Molecule: messenger RNA, 4889 nt
Organism: Triplophysa dalaica
Lineage: Eukaryota; Metazoa; Chordata; Actinopteri; Cypriniformes; Nemacheilidae
Product: protocadherin gamma-C5-like
Exons: 4
Coding region: 382-3216 (944 amino acids)
Biological process (GO): homophilic cell-cell adhesion
Cellular component (GO): plasma membrane
Molecular function (GO): calcium ion binding
Source: RefSeq, a predicted model, not a curated record
CAAACAUAUUUAAAUUGCAUAAAUAAAUUGUGGUUUUGUCACAUUUAACAGUGAUUUACUUCGUUUUGGUCGAGCGAUGAUGGGUUAUAAAAGCUUUUACGCGAGUUUCAGCACCAAUGUUGUGGACAGCGCCCCGGGUCAGUGAAAUAGUGUUUUUUUUUUGUCUGGGCAAAGUAACUUUCAGCCAAUAGCCAAGCAUGUUUUUUUAACUCCACCCCUGUGUUCGCCUUCCGCGGACCCACACAAGUUUGUUGAUCUCACGAGCUUUAGAAAGUUAGAACACAUGGUGUCGGCGUUCAGCAGGGUACAAUCAAAGAUUAAAAACAAUGUAUAUAUUUAUGUCCCGAAGGAAUCUACUGUGUUGAAAAAUACACACCUAAAAUGGAGAGGAAGGAGGUUUUUCAUAGAUCAUUGGAUUGGGCUUUAAAUUGGAUUGUUCUGCAUGUUUUAUUAUUUGCAACGAAUGCAUCGGAACUUUUAUACUCAACGGCCGAGGAAUCUAAACCAGGAACUAUUAUUGGACACUUGACUAAAGAUAUAGGUAUGGACAUUCAAAUGAUAACUCCCAGGGACAUGCGAAUAAUAUCGGAAUAUAAAGACAAAUAUGUUGACGUAGACCUGACAAAUGGAGCUUUGGUGGUCAAACAAACAAUGGACAGAGAGAGAAUGUGCGGAGGAAGUUUACGCUGUUAUAUACGAAUUCAGAUUUCUCUUCGAAAUCCUUUGGAAAUGCAUAGCGUCACAACUGAAAUCGUGGAUGUUAAUGACAACGCGCCAGUUUUUCAAAACAAAAACACCUCUUUGGAAGUUUCAGAAGCGGCUGCACCCGGAACGACUUUCCGAUUAGAAAGCGCGCACGACCCUGACGUGGGAAUAAAUUCACUGCGAGCUUACUUUCUUAGUCAAAAUGAUUGUUUCAUUCUGAAAGUAGAAACUAAUAGUGACGGAAGUAAAAUCCCCGUUUUGGUCUUAAACAAGCCCCUUGACAGAGAAAAGAAGAAUAGAUUCAGAUUAAUUUUGACUGCGGUUGAUGGUGGUAGCCCAGAAAAAACGGGUAAUACUGCCAUUAUUAUGCAUAUUCUUGAUGUUAACGACAACGCGCCAGUGUUUCAUAAACCAGCAAAAAGAGUCACGCUUUUAGAAAAUUCACCUUUUGGUACUUUAGUUACAACUCUUAAUGCUUCUGACGCUGACCAUGGUCUGAACGGAGAAAUAUCGUACAUGUUUGAUAAGUACACCCCCAAUAAUCUAUUGCAACUUUUUAGUGUGGAUUCUCUUACUGGCGAAAUUAGAGUUACAGGAUUUGUAGAUCACGAGAUUACUAAUAUAUAUGACGUCACGGUUCUUGCUAGGGACAAAGGAACACCUUCAAUGGAGAGCUCCUGUACUAUCAAAAUAGAGAUUAUCGAUGUGAAUGACAAUACUCCUGAAAUCAGCAUUAAUCUCGUUUAUACAGUAAUCGCUGAAGAUGUGAAUUCAGGUACUGUCAUAGCCCUCAUCAGAGUUAGAGAUGAAGACACAGGAAAAAAUGGUGAAGUUAAUGUUCAGAUCCCUUAUGGGCUUCCUUUUAAGUUGAGUUCUCCCUAUAAGGGACUCCUAACCUUAAUGACCGAUGGCUUUCUGGACAGAGAGGCUGUGGCCGAAUAUAACAUUAGUGUGACGGCAACAGACUCUGGUUCCCCACCCCGUUCAACGCAGGAAUCCAUUGUGUUACGUCUUUCAGAUGUUAAUGAUAACCCCCCAGUCUUUUCACAGCCUUCCUAUUCUGUGGAAAUAACUGAAAACAAUGCCCCAAAUGCUCCACUUCUGUCUGUGUCUGCCUCAGACCCAGAUGUGGGUGAGAAUUCCACAGUCUGUUUCUCAAUCUUGGAGAGCAAAGCUCUUGGCACUUCAGUGUCUUCAUAUGUCUAUAUAAACCCAGUGAGUGGCCAGAUAUAUGCCAUGAGAAAAUUUGACUAUGAGCAAAUGAAUGUAUUUCAAAUUGUAGUGCAUGUUUUUGAUAAGGGAACGCCGACUCUGAGCUCCAACGUCACAGUGCAUCUUUUUAUUAUAGAUCAGAACGAUCACACUCCUGUCUUGAUAUACCCUUCACUUCCAUCUGACAGAACAUUGCAGUUUAUGGUACCCAGCACAGCUGGCACUGGACAUCUAAUCAGUCGGAUAUCAUUUGUAGAUGGUGACAGUGGGCAUAAUGCUUGGUUAUUCUACAACCUUUCAGGGCCUGAUGCAGGAAUGUUUCACAUUGGUCCUUAUACAGGAGAGCUACGUACAGCUCAUAAACUGGCUGCAGAGGAGAGCAAGUCUAUCUUUAGUCUCAUUGUGAUUGUUAAAGACAAUGGCACACCCUCUAUCUCUACUAGUGUAGCGAUUAACAUCACAGUGGGGGAAAAAGCCUCAGAUGUCUCCUUUGAACGCAGGUUUACUUCCAAAAAAUCAAAUGACUCAGAUCUCAGCCUUUACCUUAUAAUCACUUUAUCCUUUAUUAUUGGCUUCUCUGUCCUGACUAUCAUUGCUAUUGUGGUGCGCUGGCUCGGGCACCGCGGUUACAUUACGUUCCUCAUGCAAAAACUAGGUUUCAGAAUCGCACCUCAUGCGCGCCAACACCACAACCUUCACCUCCAGCUAAACACAGACGGUCCAGUCAGAUACAUGGAGGUUGUGGGGGCCUCGCAGGAUUUUCGUAAACACACAUACGCACCCGGUUUUUCCACCAUCUCCAGCAGGAGCGACUUUGUGUUUGUUAAAGCCCCACAAAGCACUCUAAACAAGCGUCUCUCAAAAAGACUCUUCGCUCACUCACUUUUGAAGCAAAAGCCACCUAACCCUGAUUGGAGGUUUCCCCCCAACCAGAGGCCCGGACCAAGCGGGGCUGGAGUUCGUCCAGAUGAGGCAGGUGCCGGCGCAGGUGUCAUUGCAGGAACAGGACCAUGGCCCAACCCCCCUACCGAAGCCGAACAGCUCCAGGCUCUGAUAGCUGCAGCAAACGCAAGUGAAGCCACGGCGACUCUGGGACCUCGCUACAACCUCCAGUACGGCCAAGACUACCGUCAGAAUGUCUACAUCCCGGGCAGCACCGCUACUCUUACACCCAACCCUCAGCAGCAGGUACCCCAGCAGGCCCUCCCUCCUCCCCAAGCCCUGCCCCCUGCCGAAGUCCCCAAAGCAGCUCAGACACCAGCCAGCAAGAAGAAGCCCACCAAGAAAGACAAGAAGUAAGACAACGGAAGCUGCAGAAUUAUGGGAUCCGAGAAUUUGCCCCCUUUAAAAUGUGUCUGUUGAUUUGAGAAAUCUUAAAUAAGACUAAAUUUUUAAAUGACGUUUAUGUCUGUGUGGAUUUUAAUUGUAGGGUUCUCCCAUUCUAUUGAAUUCGAUGUGUUUUUGAUUGUAUCUGGUAUCUUGAACAAUAACCCAAGCUGAGAGUUCUCAGAGCAUUUGUCGUCCUACUGUUACAAAGGGACAGCGAUUUACUGGCAAAGAGGUGGUGUAUUCAGAUUUCAUGAGCGUUAUCUCCGACAGAGAACUCUCUUCUGUAAAUAGCAUUACUACAACAAGAAAGUAUACUUUUUUUCAAAUGUCCCGUUCUAGGCCGUUUGUGUUCUUUUGAUCAAAGCAAAGUAGAUGCUUCUUGUGGUUAAUAAAAUGUUGUUAGGCUUUUAUAAUGUGCCACAACCUAUACCAUGACUGACAAACAUGAGUAUUGAACUAUGCAGUGGAAAGGACAAACAACUAACAAAGGGGACACGCUAAAGCAUAUUAUGAUGUUGUGUAUGUUUUCAGAGUAAGAUAAUCCAUUAAAUAAGACCAGAAGGUGAGAUAUUGGACUGUUGGCAUGAUAUAAAAAAAUAAAUUCAGUCUUUUUAUUAACUAGGCAGUAAAGCAGAGCUUAAUGUUAGGGUAACAUAGUUUUAUUAUUCAUUGUUAUUAUUUACCUGUUAGCGUGGUAUAUGAAUCCUUUGGAAAUGCAUCAAGUAAACAGUGUUUUUGGAAGAGAUAACUGAUGUCCCAGCCUCUUUCAAGUCAGGAUCAGAGAAUAGUUUGGGUCACAGUGAAAGGGUGUUUUAUGUAACACUUUAGAAAGUGAAGUGGACUUUGUAAGAUGCGUAAAUGGACAUCAGCAAACCAACACAGUAACAAUGUGUUGUAACCGUUUAGUUAGCAAUGAAUACAAGGCACACGAAGGAUUGUCAAAUGGUUAUUGUGCACAAAACACUGCACUUCAAUGGAUCAGUGAUCGUGAAAGGAUUCCGUUCAUUGUUUUACACCAUAAUCACCGCCGCAAUGUAUAUAAAAUAUGUAACCUGCCUGUACAAACAUUAGAGCCACAAAAGCUGGCUGUUACAGGAAUGUUUCAGUAUUUUUAAAGAAAAAGUGACAAAAAAGACAAUAGAAAAAGAUACAGUGUAGUGUUGUAGAAUAAAAACCUUCAAGAUCAUUAACUAACCAAACUGUACAUACACCUUUCAAUCAUGCAAUCGUAGCUAAAGGCUUGUGAAGUAUGUGCAUAUUUUUGUGUUUUCCCCCUGGAUUUAACUUUCUUUCCUCUUCUCCAGUCACCUUAACUUUGAAAAAUAACAGACAACACUUACUGUUUAGAGUACCAACCCUCCCCACAUCUAACUGUACUUUUCUGUGCUUGUAAUUCCAAUCAGUCGUUUAUGAUACUGGAAUGCCACCCCUGUCUGUUUGACUAUGAAUAUCUAUCUAUAUAUAUAAAUGUCUGUCUGCUGCUUGGCUUCCUUUCUGUAUUUGAUUGUGAUUAUUUUUUAUGCGAUGCUUAGCACCUCAUGUUCCAUCUAUUAUUUUUAAGCUAAUAUUUAUAUUGCGGUUGAUUUAUGUUUUACUUUAUUAUUGGAACACUUACAUUUUAAAUAAAAUUUUGUCAGAACUCA